AAUUUAACCCUCAUACUACUCUUAGUUGAGCCGAGUAAAAAUUAAUGAAUGUUUUAAUUUUUGAAUCAGCACGUUAAAAGACUUCAAACAAUUGAAUAAAGGCUCUUUUUCUUAAUUGAUCAUGCUGAGUCAAAUUCAAUUAAAGUUUUAAUUUUGAAACAACAAUUUAAAAGACAAAAUAAUUAGAUAAGAUUUUUUUUUUUUUUUUUUUUUUAAUUUUGAAUAAUGGAAGUGUGUAAGAAGAAAUCAUUUUAGAAAAUUUAUUUUAGUGUCUUAUUCUUAUAUAUGGUUUUCUAAAGAGACAUACUAAAAUUUUGACUUUUGUGUAGCGUGUAUUGCCUUGCCUCUUAAUCGAUCAAUUGAAUGAAUGCACCGCCCACUCUAUAGAAGACUCUUCAAGCUAUCCUAGGCGUAGCUCGAAGAAUUGAAAUUAUAUUUAUGCAUAAAUAUAUAUAUCAUUAUUAUUUUUGUCUUUAUUAUGUAAUAAUGGGUUGAAUAUAUAUAUAUAUAUGCACAAUUCAUUAUAAGGGUUGAGUGGAGGGAGGCAGCCACCCCAACUGAUUUUUUUUUUUAUUUAUUUUUUUCUAAUUAUCUAUAAAUUUUGUAAAUAUUUUAUUUUUUUUAUUUUAUUUUUUGGUGAAAAUUUAAAAAAUGUGAACUCUAAUAAUACCCACUAUAUAUUAUUGUUUUUUAAAGCUCCCUCUGGUACAAUUCUCUACUCCCUCACUUUAUAUAUAUAUAUAUAUAUAUAUAUAUAUAAUACUUGGCUCAUCUUUUUGCUAAGAUCAAGUGUAUACACUGUCUCUUGGGGGCGGCGAGGCACAAAAUUAAGAAAAUGCAGCCCGAAAGCAGCUCACUUAAAGUAGGCAGAAAUGUCAUGGAGAAAAAGCGAAGAAUGCAUAUGAAUCAUCUUUUUUCCACCAUUUCCUCACUCAUCUUUACCCAAACACCCAAGGAAAGAUUGGCAUUGCCUGUUUUGCUGGAGCAAGCGACUAACUAUAUUAAAGGACUGAAGGAAAGCAUACAAGAACUGCAGAGAAGGAAAGAACAACUCACGGGUGAUCAGAUUGAGAAUACAGAUGCCCUGGAAGGCUCAGCGUUACCGGUAAUUGCAGUUGAUGAAAUGGGCUCAACUUUGGAGGUGAAAUUGAUUACUGGGCUGAACAAAAACUUCAUGUUGCAUCAAGUUCUUAGUGUUCUUGAGGAAGAAGGUGUUGAAGUUGUGACUGCAAGCUACUCUACCGUGGGUACCAAAACCCUCUAUACAAUCCAUUCACAGGCUAUUUGGUCAAGAAUUGGCAUUGAAACUUCACGAGUGGAAGAAAGGCUAAACAAACUUGUUUUCUGAACUAUGUAAUAUUUUACUAUCAAAUGUUGUAAUUUGAUGAUAUCCUUUUCUUUUUUUUUUUUAAAGAAUAUUAGGAGUUUAAGUUAUAAUAUAAAUAAAAAUUGAGGCGUUAUUUUCUUGUCAUGGUGAAGUACAUGACAUUUUUUCACAUUUACAAUCUUGCCUCGGAGGCACAAACACAAUUAUUGGGUGACUCUUUUUAAUUAUACUAUAAAAUGAGAGAUGUCAUAUGUAGAUGUUGCUUUGCUUUACAGUAUCAUUUCUAUAUAUUUAGUUAUUGUACAAUAUCAGGGACGGGAAUGAGAUUUGUGUAACUUCGAACUUCUGAU
Molecule: messenger RNA, 1677 nt
Organism: Cornus florida
Lineage: Eukaryota; Viridiplantae; Streptophyta; Magnoliopsida; Cornales; Cornaceae
Product: transcription factor bHLH167-like
Exons: 3
Coding region: 836-1348 (170 amino acids)
Biological process (GO): regulation of transcription by RNA polymerase II
Cellular component (GO): RNA polymerase II transcription regulator complex
Molecular function (GO): RNA polymerase II transcription regulatory region sequence-specific DNA binding; DNA-binding transcription factor activity, RNA polymerase II-specific; protein dimerization activity
Source: RefSeq, a predicted model, not a curated record